Ilyonectria robusta is the source of this 329-nucleotide messenger RNA. RefSeq lists its product as uncharacterized. The coding region runs from base 120 to 296 and encodes 58 amino acids. The record is from RefSeq and is a predicted model, not a curated record. The transcript has a single exon. NCBI's taxonomy places the organism in Eukaryota, Fungi, Ascomycota, Sordariomycetes, Hypocreales, Nectriaceae.
GAUUAUCUGUUUCUUACGCGUGGACUUCAAAUUCUGCAUCGGGGUUCUGCAGUCUGCGUUCUGCGGUCUGCGUGGCAAUGCUACCCGAGUCUUUCUGACUGUCAUGCCUCUCAUCUUCAAUGCUACGGAAUGACCUGGACUUGGAGGCUUGGACCCAUCAGCAUCAGCAUCAGCAUCCCUUGGCCGCCUCCACAUGCACGGAUCGCACGUCCACUCCUGCCUGGUCGGCCUCUAGAGCUGCAGUCCUCUCUGUAAGAAGGCAAGCAAGGGAAAAAGCUGGACUGGGACACUCGUAAACUGGAGAUGGCUAUGCCGCCAUGGUGGCGGAU